This is a messenger RNA of Aaosphaeria arxii CBS 175.79, 564 nucleotides long. RefSeq lists its product as uncharacterized. The record is from RefSeq and is a predicted model, not a curated record. Gene Ontology annotation, biological process: vacuole fusion, non-autophagic. NCBI's taxonomy places the organism in Eukaryota, Fungi, Ascomycota, Dothideomycetes, Pleosporales. Gene Ontology annotation, molecular function: endopeptidase inhibitor activity. Bases 74 to 286 code for a protein of 70 amino acids. The transcript is spliced from 3 exons.
CAUCCCACUACUCUAACCACCAUAUCAACAAGACUCAACACUACCUUUUACAACAAACAAACCCACACCCACAAUGCCUGCCUACAACGUAACCCUCAAGUCCGGCGCUUCGCCCGAUGAGCUCGAAGCCGCAAAGAAGAAGGUCACCGACCAGGGAGGGAAGAUCAUAAACGAGUUCUCCCUCAUCAAGGGCUUUACUGCUGAGUUCCCCGCCGACAAAGUCAACGCCCUCGAGACGAACGAGCACAUUACCGUCGAGGCGGACGGCGAGGUCAAGACGCAGUAGAUGACGAUACCCCUCCACAUUUCACGAUUGCGGGUCGAAGGAAAGAAGCAAGAUACAUACAUGCAUGAAUAGAGUCACGAAGUAGAUAAUUCACGGCUUAAGCAUGGAGUAUAGGCAUGGAUACGACAAAUAGAACUAAUGCACGUGUUCUGAAAUGAUGGUUGUUCGUAUUGAUUGACGCUUCUCGUGAUAUCGGGUUUGUUAAAGCUAUGAUGUGUGUAUAUGUAUCUGACUGGAAUCUCGCGCCUGUAAAUGCCUUGAUGUAUGCAUAUAAAACG